Thermothielavioides terrestris NRRL 8126 is the source of this 1521-nucleotide messenger RNA. RefSeq lists its product as uncharacterized. The transcript has a single exon. Bases 356 to 1198 code for a protein of 280 amino acids. NCBI's taxonomy places the organism in Eukaryota, Fungi, Ascomycota, Sordariomycetes, Sordariales, Chaetomiaceae. The record is from RefSeq and is a predicted model, not a curated record.
AGACCAAGAACAUACGACACGUGUUGGCUAGGCAGAGCCGCAAGCCUGCCGAUAUAACUCAGAGCAGUGUCUGCCUAACGCCGCUGGACUCGAUCCCUUGUCCAAGCAAUCCCAGGAGGAAGGUAGGCAGCCAAGCGACGCAGAGGACAUUCAAUAGCUCCCCGGGCCUUGAGUGGUGCGCCAAGAACGAUCUUUUCUCGGCCAACCUGCAAGUCCCCAACACCUCGACGGAAUACAGGAUUACCUUACCUAGCCCCACCCAUGCGCGCGACUUCGUUCUCCCUCUUCCUAAAAGCGUUGCCACCACGCAUUUCACUGCUGCCGCAUUGACAGCUACGGGCAUCACAAACCACUGAUGGCAACUCCUCCAAACCGAUACUUUCCCUGCGCAUUUCUGCGCGAGAAAGGCAUUCCAUCCCUUGUCUGGUUUGAGGAUGCAAUCGCUCCAUACGGUGUUCCCACCGCAGUUUUCGACCUGUACCUCCUUGUUCCCGAUAUCGACGAAGCUGAGCGCGUCCUCGUCGGUAGUGGAUGGGUUUAUGCCGGACCCAAACCCGAGAAGUCCGUCUGUCACUUCUUGGAGGAUGUUGUCUCUUACCGCCGCUUGAAUCCUCCUGCUGCCUUGACGGCCCAUAUGGAGAAGGAUGACUUCAGAGGGCCCCAUCCCCCCACAACGACGGUGCUCCUCCCAGCCGCUGGCUGGAACGUCGCCGUCGACGAGUUGCGUGGAUCUUCUCCCGAUAGCUUCGUGCCCCAGCUGGAGCUCCUCCUGGACGCACUGAUUGACAGCCUGCUCGAUUCGCCUCCAAGCACAACCCUCCGAAUGCACCUGGCUGUCCAAGUCGCUUAUUUGUACGGCCACUGUACGACGCUCAAGACUCAAGAUUACGCCCAGAAUUUGCGGCUAGACCAUCGGCAGUUCCAUUAUGACGCGCUCUCAAAAGGGGGAAUUGGAACGCUCCCCUUCCUCAAGGAACAGCGCCAGAUCAGGGACGAGAUACGACAGGGGGUACGGCAACCGCAGCGCAAUUCCUGGUACCUCACUCCCGCCAACCUUGAGAAACGUAAGCCAGGGCAGCUGGACACGUCUCGGCUCGAGAAUAUGAACCAUCGCCUUGGUCCUGUCUUUUCUCGAUUUAUGGCAUCAGCAAAGGAGGAGACGUCCGACACACAGGACAGGACCGAGGCUGAAGUCUGAGACUUUGAAUGUUUGUCUGCCUAAAACGUGCGGGGGUUUCUGCGUGUGUAGGUAGUCUUAGGAUCUGGCAAGUUUCAGUGCUCGCUAAGAAUGGAGAUCAACACAAAGCCGACUUAGAGUUGCGCGUGAGCAUAAGAGUUUCAAGGCCUCAGCAUAAAUAUGCUAUCCUGUCCCGUGUCUACCUCAAUGACUGAGUAGUCAUUGCUGCUAGGCCUGCGAGAUCUUGCAAGACCGAUCCAAAGCCCCAUCGAGGCAUCACCGCAUCAAAACUCUCUUCCGCGGGAUCACAGCACAGCUAGAUCCAGCCGCAAAUGAAUAACGCC